CCUCGCCCAACGCUGUACUGUCCACAUUUCGAUGAGAAACUCUUGAAGUGUGUCCGUUUUAUGAACAAACAUCAUUUCAAGGUCGCUUUUAAUCCGAUUGAUCCUAAUGCUGGAUUGAAAGGCGCCAAGCGAAGAAAGAGUAUACAUCGUUACGCGUACAAAAUCGUGCCAACCGACUCUCUACCUCCAAAGGUGGAACAACAAAUCGUUGUGAGUAAUACUCUUGUCGUAAUUGUACUUAGUGAACCAAAGCCAGUAGGGCCUAAGAACUGA
Strongylus vulgaris is the source of this 273-nucleotide messenger RNA. NCBI's taxonomy places the organism in Eukaryota, Metazoa, Nematoda, Chromadorea, Rhabditida, Strongylidae. The record is from the annotation of a GenBank genome assembly.